Messenger RNA from Microtus oregoni (creeping vole), 2586 nucleotides. RefSeq names its product acylcarnitine hydrolase-like. The record is from RefSeq and is a predicted model, not a curated record. The coding region runs from base 62 to 1747 and encodes 561 amino acids. Gene Ontology annotation, molecular function: carboxylic ester hydrolase activity. Gene Ontology annotation, cellular component: intracellular membrane-bounded organelle. NCBI's taxonomy places the organism in Eukaryota, Metazoa, Chordata, Mammalia, Rodentia, Cricetidae. The transcript is spliced from 12 exons.
UCCUGUUUGUGAAACGUGAUCGUCCUACAUAGCAGCAACGACUCAGGCCUGAGAGCUGAUCAUGUCACUGAACCAACUUCAUAGCUGGCUGAAUGCUGCGGUCUUUGGGCUCCUGCUUCUCCUCCUCCAUGUGCAGGGUCAGGACUCCUCAGAGGCCAGUCCCAUCAGAAACACACACACAGGCCAGGUCCGAGGCAGCCUUAUCCAUGUGACUGAUACCAAAGUUGGUGUCCACAGCUUCCUGGGAAUUCCCUUUGCCAAGCCACCUGUAGGACCAUUGCGUUUUGCACCCCCUGAAGCCCCUGAAUUGUGGAGUGGUGUGAGAGAUGGAACCUCACAUCCAGCCAUGUGUCUACAAAACCUUGAAACCAUGAAUCCAGAGGGCCUGACGGAUAUGGACGUGACCAUGCCUCCCAUUUCUAUGUCUGAGGACUGCCUGUAUCUCAACAUCUACACACCGGCACAUGCCCAUGAAGGCUCUAACCUGCCUGUGAUGGUGUGGAUCCAUGGUGGUGCUCUGGUUGCAGGAAUGGCUUCUGGAACUGAUGGCUCCAUACUGGCAGCCACUGAGGAUGUGGUGGUGGUCACUAUCCAGUACCGUCUGGGUGUCCUGGGCUUCUUCAGCACUGGAGACCAGCACGCCAGAGGCAACUGGGGCUACCUGGACCAAGUGGCUGCUCUACGCUGGGUCCAACAAAAUGUUGCCCACUUUGGAGGCAACCCUGGCCAGGUCACCAUUUUUGGCGAGUCAGCAGGAGGCACAAGUGUGUCUUCACUUGUUGUGUCCCCCAUGUCCCAAGGACUCUUCCAGAGAGCCAUCAUGCAGAGUGGAGUGGCCCUGCUGCCUGACCUUAUCUCUGACACCCAUGAAAAGGUCUACACUACAGUGGCCAGCCUAUCUGGAUGUGAGACUACAAACUCAGAGGCCAUGGUGCACUGUCUGAGAGGCAAGAGCGAGGCAGAGAUUCUGGUCAUUAACAAGGUCUUCAAGAUGAUCCCUGCUGUGGUAGAUGGGGUAUUCCUACCCAAGCAUCCCCAAGAGUUGUUGGCUUCUGUGGAUUUUCGUCCUGUCCCCAGCAUCAUUGGUGUCACCAAUGAUGAAUAUGGUUGGAUCAUCCCCAUGAUCAUGGGCUCUGCUCAGGCAAUAAAGGAAAUAACCAAAGGGAACCUGGAGGCUUUUAUGAAGAAUACAACAGUACAAAUGAUGUUGCCUCCUGAGUGUAGCGACCUGCUAAUGGAAGAGUACAUGGGGGACACUGAGGAUCCCCAAACCCUCCAAUUACAGUUUACAGAGAUGAUGGAGGACUUCAUGUUUGUGGUCCCUGCACUCCAAGUAGCACAGUUUCAACGUUCCCAUGCCCCUGUCUACUUCUAUGAAUUCCAACACCAACCCAGCUUCUUAAAGAGUUUCAGACCACCUUCUGUGAAAGCUGACCAUGGUGAUGAGAUUACUUUUGUCUUUGGAUACUUCUUCUUUGACAUGAAAUUCAACCUCACUGAGGAGGAAGAGCUACUGAACAGGAGGAUGAUGAAGUACUGGGCCAACUUUGCAAGAAAUGGAAACCCCAACAGUGAGGAUCUACCCUACUGGCCUGUGUUGGACCAUGAAGAGCAGUACCUGCAGCUGAACAUCCAGCCUGCUGUGGGCCAAGCCCUGAAGGCCAGAAGGCUGCAGUUCUGGAGCCAGACUCUGCCUCAGAAGAUCCAGGAACUAAAGAAAUCUCAGAACAUGCACAAAGAGCUAUAGUGCCCUGUGUGAGGAAUGGUGUGUAGCAUUGGCUGCCAAUGGGGUCACCUUGAGGUUCCCAAAAUAUACUGACUAACUUGGGUUGAUCCUAACACUCACAUAACCUCUGCACUUGUCUGUUCUUCUACAUUUAUCAAGAGUUUUCUGCAUGUGACUCUAUCUUGCUGGGUCAUCUUUUGUUAGAUUCACUCAAUAAAUGCUCCUAUAACAAUGUGGAUUUUGUGAGCCACCCAAGGCAGGCUCAUCUCCUUUCAGACUCCUCUGGUACUAGACCCCUUCUAUCCUUCCUUCUUAAAUUUUUCUCUUCACUUUCAUCUUCUCUAAAACUAAAAUGCUCUUUAAAAUAAAACAGAAGUUUGAAAAACCAUGAUGUGGGUUCUUCAAAGACCCCAUAUCAUAUUGGUGAGGUCUGUCAAAAUCACAUGCCCUAUCUCAUUAGGUUCGUUUUGGAGACCAUGAAGUUCAACAUUAGGAUACGAAUCUGUUUGCUGUGUUGUGAUGACUAGCUCUCUGACCCAAAGUUGAUGAGUAAAUGGGAUAUUUAAUAGUUCUCAGGACCCAGACCUCUACUAGGCCUCGGUCUUAAUAACAUCUCAUCAGAACCUAAAUAUCAAUAUAGAAAUAUGACUCUAUGAUUAUUUCUUUUUUUAAAAUUUGUUUUUAAUGAGCUAUAUAUUUUUCUCUCUGCUCACCUCCUUUCCUCUUCGCUCCACUUCUACCCUAUUCCAUGGUACCCAUGCUCCCAAUUUACUCAGGAGAUCUUAUCUUUUUCUACUUUCCAGGUAGAUUAGAUCUAUGUAUAUCUCUCUUAGGGUCCUCAUUGUUGUCUAGGUUCUCUG